Pyrus x bretschneideri (Chinese white pear) is the source of this 703-nucleotide messenger RNA. RefSeq names its product disease resistance protein Roq1-like. Bases 1 to 579 code for a protein of 192 amino acids. Lineage: Eukaryota; Viridiplantae; Streptophyta; Magnoliopsida; Rosales; Rosaceae. Gene Ontology annotation, biological process: signal transduction. The record is from RefSeq and is a predicted model, not a curated record. The transcript has 3 exons.
AUGGUUCUUCUGAGAUCAGCAGCUUUUAAGGAUUCCAUUUCUUCGUCUCAACGUUGUCGUUAUCACGUGUUCUUGAGUUUCAGAGGGGAAGACACUCGCAAAACUUUUACCGACCACCUCUACACAGCCUUGAUCGGUGCAGGAUUCCAAACGUUCCGUGACAACGAUGAGCUCGAGAGAGGAGAAGACAUCAAGCCGGAACUGGAGAAAGCGAUCCGGCAGUCACAAACUUCUGUCAUUGUGUUUUCCAAAGACUACGCGUCUUCCAGAUGGUGCCUUGACGAGCUUUUGAUCAUCCUCGAGCGCAAGAGGACUAACAAAGAGUUUGUAGUUCUACCUGUCUUCUACGACGUCGAUCCAUCCCAGCUGAGGAAGCAGACAGGAUGUUUUGCAGAAGCUUUUUCCAGGCACCAAAGUACUCAGUCUUCCAGCAAGGUCAACAGAUGGAGGGCGGCACUUGCACAAGUUGCCGAUUUAGCUGGCAUGGUGUUACCAAAUCAAGCUGACGGGUAUGAGUCGAAGUUUAUCAAAAAGAUUGUUAAAGUCAUAGAAGGAAAACUAAGGCGGGUCACACCCUAAGUGUUUCCCCUAAGUUGAUUGGAAUUCAAUCUCGAGCGAAAAGAAUCGAUUCCUGGUUAAAAGAUGGAUCUACUGAUGUUGGCAUACUUGUACUUUAUGGGAUCAGUGGAGUUGGCAAGACGAC